AUGAGCCUCAGCGAGGAGCAGGUGCAGGCCUACCUGGAGCAGAACCCUGACUUCUCGGACCAGUACUUUGCACGGAGGCUGAGCCCUGAGCAUCUGAGCAGCACUUGCAAGGACAGGCACCUCAUAGACUGUGCCAGCUUCAGAGAGCUCUGCCAGGUGGAGGAGAGCAGGGCCCUGUUCGAGCUGGUGCAGGACAUGCAGGAGAGUGUGAACAUGGAACGUGUGCUGUUCAAGGUGCUGCGCCACCUCUGCACCAUCCUGCAGGCUGACCGCUGCAGCCUCUUCAUAUAUCGCCAGCGCAACGGUGUGGCCGAGCUGGCCACUCGGCUCUUCAGUGUGCAGCCUCACAGCAUGCUUGAAGACUGCCUCGUACCCCCUGACUCCGAGAUCGUCUUUCCACUGGACAUUGGCCUUGUGGGCCAUGUGGCCCAGACCAAGAAAACAGUGAACAUCAAGGAUGUGACCGAGUGCCCCCACUUCAGCUCCUUCGCAGAUGAGUUGACCAACUACCAGACCAGAAACGUGUUGGCCACGCCCCUCAUGAACGGAAAGGAUGUCAUGGGCGUGGUAAUGGCAGUGAAUAAGCUGGGCGGUUCCUGCUUCACCAGCCAGGAUGAGGACGUUUUCUUGAAGUACCUGAAUUUUGGCACCUUGAACCUGAAGAUCUACCACUUGAGUUAUCUCCAUAACUGUGAGACCCGCAGAGGCCAGGUGCUGCUGUGGUCAGCCAACAAGGUGUUUGAGGAGCUGACAGACAUUGAACGGCAAUUCCACAAGGCUUUCUACACGGUGCGGGCCUAUCUCAACUGUGACCGCUACUCAGUGGGCCUCUUGGACAUGAGCAAGGAGAAGGAAUUCUUCGAUGUGUGGCCUGUGCUGAUGGGAGAGGCACAGCCUUACGCAGGCCCGAGAACACCAGACGGCCGAGAAAUUCUCUUCUACAAAGUCAUCGACUAUAUUCUCCAUGGGAAGGAAGACAUCAAAGUCAUUCCCACACCCUCGGCUGACCACUGGGCUCUGGCCAGUGGCCUUCCAACCUAUGUGGCAGAAAGCGGCUUUAUCUGUAACAUUAUGAAUGCUUCUGCUGAUGAAAUGUUCAAGUUUCAGGAAGGGCCUCUGGAUGCAACUGGGUGGGUCAUCAAGAAUGUCCUGUCUAUGCCCAUCGUCAACAAGAAGGAGGAGAUUGUGGGGGUGGCCACCUUCUAUAAUCGGAAGGAUGGGAAGCCUUUCGAUGAGCAGGACGAAGUGCUCAUGGAGUCCCUCACACAAUUCCUGGGUUGGUCUGUGCUCAACACCGACACCUACGACAGGAUGAACAAGCUGGAGAACUGCAAGAACAUUGCCCAGGAUAUGGUUCUGUACCACGUACGCUGUGACAAGAAUGAGAUCCAGUCCAUCCUGCCAACAAGAGCACGUCUAGGGAAGGAGCCUGCAGACUGUGAGGAAGACGAGUUGGCAGAGAUCCUGAAGGAAGAGCUACCAGGACCAACCAAGUUUGACAUCUAUGAGUUCCAUUUCUCUGACCUGGAGUGCACAGAACUGGAACUGGUCAAAUGCGGCAUCCAGAUGUACUAUGAGCUCGGUGUGGUCCGAAAGUUCCAGAUCCCCCAGGAGGUCCUGGUACGGUUCCUGUUCUCUAUCAGCAAAGGCUACCGGAGAAUCACCUACCACAACUGGCGCCAUGGCUUUAAUGUGGCCCAGACCAUGUUCACGCUGCUCAUGACGGGCAAACUCAAAAGCUACUACACGGACCUGGAGGCCUUCGCCAUGGUCACAGCUGGACUAUGCCAUGAUAUCGACCACCGAGGCACCAACAACCUCUACCAGAUGAAGUCCCAGAACCCUCUUGCCAAGCUGCACGGCUCAUCCAUCUUGGAGAGGCACCACCUGGAGUUUGGGAAGUUUCUACUGGCAGAGGAGAGCCUAAACAUCUACCAGAACCUGAACCGGCACCAGCACGAGCAUGUGAUCCACCUCAUGGAUAUUGCCAUCAUCGCCACAGACUUGGCACUUUACUUCAAGAAGAGAACAAUGUUUCAGAAGAUUGUGGAUGAGUCCAAGAACUACAUGGACAGGAAGAGCUGGGUGGACUACCUCUCCCUAGAGACCACACGGAAGGAGAUAGUCAUGGCCAUGAUGAUGACUGCGUGUGACCUUUCUGCCAUCACCAAGCCCUGGGAAGUUCAGAGCAAGGUGGCUCUGCUGGUAGCAGCUGAGUUCUGGGAACAAGGUGAUCUGGAGCGAACCGUUCUGGAGCAGCAGCCCAUUCCAAUGAUGGACCGGAACAAGGCAGCUGAGCUCCCCAAACUGCAGGUCGGCUUCAUCGACUUCGUGUGCACGUUUGUGUACAAGGAGUUUUCACGUUUCCACGAGGAGAUCCUGCCCAUGUUUGAACGCCUGCAAAAUAACAGACAAGAGUGGAAGGCGCUGGCUGACGAGCACGAGGAGAAAGUGAAGGCCCUAGAGGAGAAACAGGAGAGGGUGGAGGCCAAGAAAGUGGGCACUGAAGUGUGCAACGGAGGCCCUGCUCCCAAGUCCUCUACUUGCUGUGUCCUGUGA
This is a messenger RNA of Suncus etruscus (white-toothed pygmy shrew), 2559 nucleotides long. It is a transcript of the gene PDE6B, whose product is annotated as phosphodiesterase 6B. The transcript has 22 exons. The coding region runs from base 1 to 2559 and encodes 852 amino acids. Gene Ontology annotation, biological process: signal transduction; retina development in camera-type eye. Lineage: Eukaryota; Metazoa; Chordata; Mammalia; Eulipotyphla; Soricidae. Gene Ontology annotation, cellular component: photoreceptor outer segment membrane. Gene Ontology annotation, molecular function: protein binding; 3',5'-cyclic-nucleotide phosphodiesterase activity. The record is from RefSeq and is a predicted model, not a curated record.